AUGAACCGCACCCUGGUGGAAUCGGUGAGAUCCAUGUUAGCAGAUGCUAAACUCCCGCACAAGUUCUGGGCUGAAACACUCUCAACUGCUGUUUAUCUUAGAAACAGAAGUCCCUCAGUUGCAGUCAAAGGAAAGACUCCUUUUGAAGCCUGGACAAGUCAGAAACCUAAUGUGAAGCAUCUACGAGUGUUUGGAUGCGAAGCGUAUGCUCAUGUGCCAAAGGACGAAAGAAAGAAACUUGACUCGAAAGCCAGAAAAUGUAUUCUUCUUGGUUAUGGCACUGAAACGAAGGGCUAUCGUCUUUAUGAUCCAAAUCGUGCAAGAGUCUUUCGCAGUCGUGAUGUCCAGUUUAAUGAAUCUUCACAAGAACCUGAAGUUGUGAAAGUACAAGAGCCAAAGCAAAACACACUUGUGGAACUUGAGUUUGAAGAGCCCAUUGAUGUCGAAGAGCCUGUUGUAAACGAAGAGCCUGAGCCUCAAGUUACGAGGAGGUCAGAAAGAGAUCGAAGACCACCUGCCUACUAUGGAGAGUGGGCAACAGCUGCAAAUCAUGAUAAAAACGAGCCAAGGACCGUGAAAGAGGCUUUGUCAAGUCCACAAAAGGCAAAAUGGGUGAAAGCAAUGGAAAAAGAAAUGGAAUCCCUUAAAACUAACGAAGUAUGGAACCUAGUUGAACUGCCCGAGAAUCGUAAAGCCGUUGGCAGCAAGUGGGUAUUUCGAGUUAAAACAGAUGCGGACGGAACAGUUGAAACACACAAGGCCCGGCUCGUAGCUCAAGGUUUCAGUCAAACAUUUGGUGACGAUUAUGAUGAAACAUUUUCACCUGUAGCUAGGUUUGAAUCAGUUCGAACAGUAGCGUUAGCUGCACAGCAUGGUUUAAAGCUUCAUCAAAUGGACGUCACAACAGCAUUUCUGAAUGGAGAUCUCAAAGAAGAAGUCUACAUGAAACAACCGGAAGGUUUCAUUGAGAAGGGAAAAGAACACCUGGUCUGCAGGUUACGUCGAAGUAUAUAUGGCCUUAAACAGUCUCCACGUUGUUGGAACUCUGUUCUCGACAGAAAAUUGAAGAAUAUGGGCUUUGUACAAACCACCGGUGAUCCAUGUAUCUAUGUAAAGGAAGAAGAUGGAGAGAUAUUCAUUAUUGCUGUGUAUGUUGAUGAUAUUCUCUUGGCCGGAAAGAAUGAUCCGAAAAUCAAUGAAGUGAAGCAAGCACUCGCUGAGCAAUUUCAAAUGAAAGAUAUGGGUCAACUACACUACUUCCUGGGUGUGAAAGUUAUCCAGAAACCAGAUUCAAAAGAAAUUUGGAUUGGCCAAGAAGCGUACACGAAGAGUGUGUUGGAAAGAUUUGGCAUGGAAAGUUCGAAACCAGCAAGCACACCUGUUAACCCUGGGACAAAACUGAAGAAGGCAGCAGACGACAGUGAACGAGUGGACCAGGUUAACUACCAGUGUGCCGUUGGACAUCUACUUUAUCUGUCCACGAAAACAAGACCAGACAUCGCAUAUGCCGUAAGCGAUGUAGCAAGGUUCAGUGCUCAUCCAACGGAGGAGCAUUGGAUUGCUGUUAAACGUAUCAUGCGUUAUCUGAAUGGAACUCGAGAUAUGGGUUUACUUUAUGAUGGAAGCAAGACAACGACUUCAUGUGUUGGGUAUUCAGACGCUGACUGGGCUGGAGAUCUUGAUGACAGAAAGUCAACUUCGGGAUAUGUCUUCCAGAUAAGCAACGCAGCUAUCAGUUGGCGAAGCAAAAAACAGUCAUGUGUGGCUCUCUCGACUGCUGAAGCAGAAUACAUGGCAUUGGCAAGUGCAACCCAAGAAGCAGUUUGGCUACAACAACUUCUAAGUGAUCUAAAGAGCAAACCAACCGGUCCAAUGUUGAUACUUGAAGAUAAUCAAGCAGCAAUCUGUAUGGCAAAGAAUGCACAGUACCAUGGACGUGCAAAACACAUUGAUAUAAAGUAUCAUUUUAUUCGAGAACAUGUUGCUAGUGCUGCAGUUAAACUGGAAUACUGUAGCACUGAAGAAAUGAUCGCUGACAUUUUUACUAAGGGACUAAGUGUGGUUCAGUUUACCAAACUUAGAAAGAUGCUCGGAGUUAGUUAUAAAUGA
Molecule: messenger RNA, 2109 nt
Organism: Paramuricea clavata
Lineage: Eukaryota; Metazoa; Cnidaria; Anthozoa; Malacalcyonacea; Plexauridae
Source: the annotation of a GenBank genome assembly